Molecule: messenger RNA, 582 nt
Organism: Mytilus californianus (California mussel)
Lineage: Eukaryota; Metazoa; Mollusca; Bivalvia; Mytilida; Mytilidae
Exons: 2
Coding region: 1-582 (193 amino acids)
Source: RefSeq, a predicted model, not a curated record
AUGUCAACUGACUUAGAACCAUGUGACAGCGACGACCAAUCAGAACCAGAGAUAGACUAUGAGGAGGAACUACUCUCUAGAAUACUAUACUAUGGCCAGUACGAAAAUUCAGAGGCAGCCGUUCCACCAGCUAAGACAAUUUCUGUUCCACCUUCUUCGUCUACGCCUCUAGCCUCAUCCACUAUGAUAGAAGAUUGUUCAGAAUCCAUCCUUAGAAACAACAGAAGUCGUAAAAACCGGUCUACACCGCUUGCCUCAUCUACCAUGAUGGAAGAUCUUAUAGCAGAUAUACAACAACAUAACCAGGAGACAACUAGUUCCGGAAGUAUCAUGACAUGGUCUAUUGAUAACAGCACAAAUACUGCAUCACUCAAAGAGCACUACCAUAGAUAUUUUAAUGUCGACAGCAACAAUUCCUACUCAGAUUCAGACACCACUGGUAUGUCAGCUAGGUUAUCAAGCACAUUUAACUCUGAUGACAGCUUUUCCAGUGACGAUGACUCAGAAGUGACGUCAUCGGAAUUCUGGAACAGAAAUCGCCAUUUGCCUCGUACCAGAUUGACAAAUACAUCUGGAAUAUAA